This is a messenger RNA of Fragaria vesca subsp. vesca, 828 nucleotides long. RefSeq names its product auxin-binding protein ABP19a-like. The record is from RefSeq and is a predicted model, not a curated record. Bases 56 to 685 code for a protein of 209 amino acids. Gene Ontology annotation, cellular component: cell wall. Gene Ontology annotation, molecular function: manganese ion binding. The transcript has a single exon. NCBI's taxonomy places the organism in Eukaryota, Viridiplantae, Streptophyta, Magnoliopsida, Rosales, Rosaceae.
GAAAAACAUAGUCCACCAAAUCUAGAAUUAACGCAGUGACUUGCACCAAGUGAUAAUGAUUUUCCCUAUCUUCUUCACAUUUUUGCUCCUCCUCUCCUCAUCCCAUGCUUCUGUGCAAGACUUCUGCGUAGCAGACUUGACAGCUCCAGAAGGCCCUGCAGGCUACUCCUGCAAGAAGCCUGCAAAAGUUACCGUAGAUGACUUUGUCUUCUCUGGUCUAGGCAUUGCUGGUAACACCACCAAUAUCAUCAAAGCUGCAGUCACACCUGCAUUUGCUGCUCAAUUCCCUGGUGUUAAUGGCCUCGGCAUUUCGCUGGCUCGUUUAGACUUGGCUGUUGAUGGAGUCAUCCCCUUUCACACGCACCCCGGAGCUUCAGAAGUCCUGAUUGUUGUGGAAGGCACAAUCUGUGCAGGCUUUGUUUCCUCGGAUAACACAGUUUAUCUACAAACUCUUGAGACGGGUGACAGUAUGGUCUUCCCUCAAGGUUUGUUGCACUUCCAAGUCAAUGGAGGUGAUACUCCAGCCCUUGCCUUUGUUAGCUUCAGUAGUGCUAGCCCCGGUCUGCAGAUUCUGGACUUUGCAUUGUUUAAAAACGACUUACCAACCUCAUUGAUAGCUCAAACUACAUUCCUCGACGUUGCUCAGAUAAAGAAACUCAAGGGUGUUCUUGGUGGUACUAAUUAAUUAAGGUGUCUUGUUGGGAAAUACCAAUGUGUUAUUCAUCGUGUUCCUUUGCCUUGUUGUUUUUGUGAUUGAGAAGAAGGCCUGUAAGUGUAUGAAUAUUGUUCACUGUUCAGGCCAUUAUAUUUUCUGAAUUUGUACUCCAG